Molecule: messenger RNA, 4080 nt
Organism: Stegastes partitus (bicolor damselfish)
Lineage: Eukaryota; Metazoa; Chordata; Actinopteri; Pomacentridae
Product: B-cadherin-like
Exons: 18
Coding region: 397-3315 (972 amino acids)
Biological process (GO): cell migration; multicellular organism development; cell-cell junction assembly
Cellular component (GO): adherens junction; plasma membrane; catenin complex
Molecular function (GO): calcium ion binding; beta-catenin binding; cadherin binding
Source: RefSeq, a predicted model, not a curated record
CUGUAGAACGCAGCUUGCUCAAGUCAGACACUUUAACAUUGCUGAUUACUAACAAUUCUAUCAGCCGUUGAUGACAAUCAUCUGCGGUAUACCUGCGAGCUUUUCACCUCUCAGACAGUAACAGAAACUGCUGUUGUCUGUCUGCUCAGGUAUUUCCCGUCUCUAUGACCAUAUGAGGAACCCGGAACCCGCGCACCUGUGAGCUGACGUCACACGCUGAAAGUACCUGCAGGGACUCGCCCCGCUGAGCGCCUCACUUACGGAAAGUACCUUGAGGAGAGAGGAGGACGACGCCACGACGAGAAUUCACAGAGGAAUAUAUUCAUAAUUCGUUUGUUUUUUAAUUUUGCUCCACUUUCUACUUGCGAGGUAUAUUGAAAGAGGAUUUACAGACCGAUGGGGACCGCUCGGUUCGCGGUUUUGGGCGUUUUAAUCAUCGUUUUUCAGGCCUCAGCUCCACUAACUGCUGAGGAGACAACAUGUGUACCUGGAUUCGACUCAAGUAUGUUGAUUUUCAAAAUGGCCACAAAGCACCUGAGGCGAGGCACAAGACUGGGCAAAGUGGACUUCACUGAUUGCACAAACCGCACAAGAUUUCCUUUCGCAAUUGAUGACACACGCUUCAGGGUUCAGACAAAUGGCGUGAUAACUGUAUACAGACAGGUUGUUCUUCAUAAAGCACAGGACUUUAACAUAUCCACUUGGGAUGCACAAGGUCGCAAAAUGUCUGUUCCUGUCAGGGUAGUGCACAAUGGGAAGCACCAUGGGAACGACCAUGGGCAGCGUCAUGGGAACGACCAUGGGCAGCAUCAUGGGAAUCACCAUGGGCAGCAUCAUGGGCAGCAUCAUGGGCAGCGUCAUGGGCAGCAUCAUGGGCAGCAUCAUGGGCAGCAUCAUGAGCAGCGUCAUGGGCAGCAUCAUGGGCAGCAUCAUGGGCAGCAUCAUGGGCAGCAUCAUGGGCAGCGUCAUGGGAACCACCAUGGGAAGCAUCAUGGGCAGCAACACCAAAAUGUUGAGCACCACCAUGUAGAAGACAAACACCAAAACCACUCUAACAACACAGAGAGUGCAGCUGAUCGACAGGUGCCCAUUCUACUUUUUCGAAAGUCAGUUAAAGGACUGAACAGGAGGAAAAGAGACUGGGUUAUUCCUGACCUCUCUGUUGUUGAGAAUGACAGAGGACCUUAUCCCCUCAAAGUAUCUCAGAUCCGCUCGAAUGAAGAUAAAAUAAAGAAGAUCUUUUACAGUAUCACUGGUCCAGGAGCCGAUCAGCCUCCAGUUGGUCUUUUCAACAUGGACAGAACAACUGGAAUUCUGUAUCUCACACAACCACUUGACCGAGAGAAGCAAGACAAAUAUACGUUUCUAGCACAUGCCGUGGCAGAAGGUGCAGGAACAGCUGAGGACCCCAUGGAUAUUGUCGUCAAUGUAAUUGACCAGAAUGACAACAAACCUGUUUUUGCUCAAGCCACCUUUGUGGGAGAAGUUGCUGAGGCCUCAGCAAUAGGUUAUGAGGUGAUCAGAGUUAACGCUACAGAUGCUGACCAGCAAAAUACUGACAACUCGGAUAUCCGCUACCGUAUACUGAGCCAGGAGCCAGCGUUGCCCAGUAGUCCCCUGUUUGUCAUCAACUCGGUCAAUGGAGUCAUCAGAGUGAAUUCUGGUGGUCUAGACAGAGAGAAAUAUCCACAGUACACUCUGACCGUGCAAGCAGCAGAUAGGGUAGGAGAAGGUCUGACUGGACAGGCAAAAGUAAUCCUCAAGGUGACAGAUAGCAACGACAACGCUCCACAGUUUACUCAGCCCUCUUAUGAGGCAUCAGUUGCAGAAAACAAAGUGGAUGCUCUGAUCGUCACAAUGUCAGUAACAGAUGGCGACGAGGUCCAUUCCCCAGCCUGGAAUGCCAAGUUCAAGAUUGUUGAUGGUGAUCCUGAAGGACUUUUUACAGUGAAAACAGCAAGUAACAAACAAGAGGGAAUCAUUACAACUGCCAAGGGUCUUGACUUUGAGAAGGUCAGCAAGCACACCCUGUUGGUUACAGUGGAGAAUGAGGUUCCUUUUGCGACUCCACUGCCUACUUCUACAGCCACAGUGGUGGUCAAUGUGGAGGAUGUUAAUGAAGCUCCAGUCUUUGAACCAAAAGAGAAGCUUGUGUCAAAACCGGAGGACCUUGCUGUCGACAGUGACGUGGUGCAGUACUUGGCUACUGAUCCAGACACUGCACGCAAACAGACAGUCAUGUAUAAAAUAAUUAGUGACCCUGCGGGCUGGCUGAACGUGGCCAAGGAUACAGGCCUGAUUACAGUGAAAGGCCUCAUGGACAGAGAGUCCCACUUUGUCAAGGACAACAAAUACACAGCACUCAUUGGUGCAUAUGAUGAUGAUGAAGUCCCAGCCACAGGAACUGGUACUCUGAUGAUCAAGCUUGAAGAUGUCAAUGACAAUGCACCCACCAUUUUAGAACGUGAAUUUAAGGUGUGUAACAGGCAGCCGUCUCCUCAGCUGCUGGGUGUAACAGAUAAAGAUGGACCGGGCUUUGCUGCUCCAUACAGAGUCUCUAUGCAGGGCAUGUCGAAGGCCAACUGGACCGCUAGGAUGAACGACACCAAAACGGGCAUCAUCCUGAAUUUAGCCAGAGAGCUGGAGAGUGGACACUACACGGUGGUCCUGAGGGUUGCAGACACCGAGGGUGUGGAGCAGGACAACACCAUUCAUGCUGAAGUGUGUGACUGCACUGGAGCUGAAGUGGUGUGUGCAGGGCUUAGGGAAGCUGGCACCAACCUGCCCGUCAUCCUAGGAAUACUUGCAGGCAUCCUGUUGCUACUGAUGCUGUCACUACUGCUUCUGCUGUUUGCAAGACGAAGGCGAGGAGAGAAGAAGGAGCCUCUACUGCAGGACAAUGACAUCAGAGACAACAUCUAUUACUAUGAUGAAGAGGGAGGUGGAGAGGAUGAUCAGGACUAUGAUCUGAGUGUUCUCCAUCGUGGUCUAGACAACCGCCCCGAGGUGUUCAGGAACGACGUGGUUCCCAAUUUCAUGCCUGCUCCUCAGUACCGUCCUCGCCCCGCCAACCCAGAAGAGAUCGGCAACUUCAUCGAUGAUAACCUGAAGGCAGCAGACAAUGACCCGACAGCGCCCCCCUAUGACUCCUUGCUGGUGUUUGACUAUGAGGGAGGUGGCUCUGAUGCAGGAAGCCUCUCCUCUCUGAAUUCAUCGAGCAGCGGGGACCAAGACUACGAUUGCCUCCAGGAGUGGGGUCCCCGCUUCAAGAAAUUGGCUGACAUGUACGGAGGUGGAGAAGAUGACAUGCUAUAAAUGUACCAAAGAAUGAACCCUAACAACUGAAAAGUGGAAUCACGCAUGGCUGUGUGUAUGUUAGAUUUAUGAAUGUGUGGCAGGAAAACUACUCGGUCUGCUAACAUAGCUAGUUGCUAUGUUGAUGUGCUGCUAGUUUUGUACUGUGGAUUGGUUUGCCUUUUCAGUGCAGUCCCAUUAACGGUUAACAGCCACUGCUCAGAAGCCAAAGGAUGAGUUCGUUUUUAUACACGAGUUCCACAUUUUCAGUGGUUAAGCUCUGUGUGCCUGUCUUAAUCUGUUUUCGACUCCUAGGCUAAAGACUAAAAAUGAUUUUUGUUUGUUUUCUGUUCACUGAGCUCUCAAGCCACAGUGCAGAUUCUUUAGCCUGUGUGACAGCUAACACAAUGACACUGGACACAUGCACACAGAGGCUUACACCUGCACUAGAAACAUUUGGCAGUGUAUGUAUUACAUUUUCUUCUUUUAUUUUUGUUUGUUGUGAAGUUUGUACUACUGUUUUGUAUUUCUGUUUGAGAGAUUUAAUUAGAAAUGAUCAAGAGAUCAAUGAUACAGGUAGUCAGCCAAUGGUACGUUACCCUGAGUGCUCGAUGCGUUAUCAAUAAAUGCUUUUUAAAAAUGUUUAGUAAGAGUUUGUUCAGUUGAUGUUGUCUUUAUUUACACUGCAUUGUCAAAAAUAUUCUUACAGUUAACUCCAAAGGUACUUUAUUAUUAAUGCUUUGUUGAAUUGGAUUUUUUUAAAAUAAAGUUAUCUUAAUACAAUGA